AUGGCUGAAGCUCUAGUCUCAUUACUCAUUGAGCAUUUCGGUUCCAUGGCUCUUGAGCUGAUUGAAGAGGAAGUGAGGCUGGUCAAAGGUGUGGAUGAAGAUGUUGCGAACCUCAAGACCAAUCUUGAGGACAUUCGAGCAGUGCUUAAGGAUGCUGAGCAGAAGCAACUGAACGAUGCGAGUCUAAAGAGAUGGUUGGAUAAGCUCAAUAAUGCGGCGCACGACAUGGAUGAUGUUCUGGACGAGUGGAACACUGCCAUUCUUGAAUUCAAAAUCAAGAAAGAAGAGGAAGCUGAAAACAAUGCUUCUUCAUCAAACAAGAAGGUGUGUUUUCCUAUGCCCUCUUCUUGCUUCUAUUUUACCAGAGUCAAACGUCUUACUUUGCGUCGUGACAUUGCUCUCAAAAUCAAAGAACUGAACCAAGACCUGGAUAGGAUUGCCAAAGAUAAAGAUAACUACAACCUUAACAUAAAGAGGAUCGUUGAACGACCUGAGCAUCGACAGACUACUUUCCUUAUUGAUGAAACCAAAGUUCAAGGUCGAGAUGAGGAUAAGAGUCUGUUAAUAAGCAAAUUGUUGAGUGAGAGCAGUGAUGAUGGGAGACACCUUGAUAUCAUCCCCAUUGUGGGGAUGGGCGGUCUCGGAAAAACUACUCUUGCCCAGCUAGCUUAUAAUGAUGAGACGAUUAAGACCCACUUUGAUAAGCGAAUUUGGGUGUGCGUCUCAGAUCCUUUCGAGGAGGUCAAGAUUGCCAAAGCAAUUAUUGAAGGCCUCGGAAGUAGUGGUCCAAGUUCAGUCGAAUUGAAUGCUUUAGUGCGCUGCAUUCAUGAGUCCGUCGAGGGAAAGAAAUUUCUUCUCGUCCUAGAUGAUGUAUUGCUUGAAGAUUACAGUAGAUGGGAAACUGUACAUGUAGCUCUUCAAAAUGGUGCUAUAGGGAGUACGAUACUGGUGACCACCCGAAAGCAAGAAGUUUCGAUCAUGAUGGGGGCAGCCACACACCAGAUUAGUCUGGAAAGAUUGUCUGAAGAGCAUUGUUGGUUAAUUUUUAGCCAAUUGGCAUUCAUGGAAAGAACAACAGAGGAGCGCGCCGAAUUAGAAAAUAUUGGUAGGCAAAUUGCAAGAAAAUCAAGUGGCUUGCCCCUUGUUACUAAAACUUUAGGUAGUCUCAUGCGCUUUAGAAAGACCAUAAGUCAAUGGGAGGACAUUUUGUGCAGUGAACUGUGGGAGUCGAAAGAUGUUAAAGUUAGGGAAAUUUUUGCUCCAUUUCUACUUAGUUAUUACGAUCUACCUCCUCUGCAAAAACGUUGUUUUUUAUAUUGUUCGGUAUUUCCUAAAGAUUAUGAUAUUGAAAGAGAUGACUUGAUCGAGAUGUGGAUGUCACAAGGUUAUUUAAGCCAAACAAUAAAUUCCAAGAAAGAAGGUCGAGAUUGUUUUGAAAGUUUAGCUAUGCGGUCCUUUUUUCAAGAUUUCAAAGAGGGUGAAUACUAUGGAACCAUUACUUGCAAAAUGCAUGACAUAGUUCAUGACUUUGCUCAAUUUUUGAUGGGUAGUGAAUACGUUCUGAUAGAAGUUGAUGGUAUUAAAGAGAAUAAAAAGGAAGUAGAUGAAAGCACUCGUCACUUGACCUUGGCGGUUAGAUCUGAAGACCAUUUUCUGACCCUAAGGCACAAUGCAAAGAAUUUGCGCUCAAUUUACAUUUACGCGGACAGCAACAAACUACAUGUUGAUAGAAUAUUGUUGUUUUCUCAUCUGACACGUCUCCGGACGUUAACAAUGGAUGACUGCGAGUUUGAAAUUUUACCAGAGGAUAUUGGUUUAUUGAAACAUCUAAGAUAUCUGGACUUGUCUGGUAACACUAAUUUGAAGGAAUUGCCUGGCACAUUGUUUAAUCUGUAUAAUCUUCAGACUCUGGCAUUGUGUAAUUGCAGUUCACUUCCAAGACUACCAGAGAAGAUUGCAAAACUGGUCAACUUAAAAAAUCUAUAUAUCUUUGGGUGCUGCUUCGAGGGCCUGCCAAAAGGGAUAGCAAAAUUGACUGGUCUCCUCACUCUUGAUAUGUGGGUGGUGCCCAAGGAGAGAAAAACAUAUCUUGAUCUCGGAGAUCUAAAAAUGUUGAAAUACCUUCAAUUUCAAAGCAUUCUCUGUAUUCAAAGGUGCGCAAACGCGGGCAAUCUUGAUGAGGCUGAAAAGAUAAAUCUCAGCAGUUGGCAACAUCUUCUUGACUUGACACUGGAAUUUAGAGAAUCUGAUGAGCUGUAUGAAAUUGGAGAAAUUCUUGAUGAUGAUACUGAAAUUCUGGAAUCCUUGCAACCACAUCCUAACUUAAAAGCAUUAGAAAUCUCAAACUACCAAGGUGCAACAGUGUCUCCCACUUGGAUGAUGUCGCUAACUAAUUUGACAAGUCUCGAACUAAACUUUUGUACAAAAUGUGAGAUUUUACCCCCACUAGGAAAAAUGCCUUCUCUUGUUUCGCUGGUUAUUUGUUGCUUGGAUAGCUUGAAGAAGGUGGGUCCAGAAUUCCUUGGAAUUAUAGAAAGAGACGAAGAAGAUCACGGUAUAGCUAGAAGGGAUCAGGAUACUCCAUCCGAACCAUCCAUUAUUUCUUUUCCGAGAUUGAAAAAGCUUAAAUUUGAUUGGAACGAGGAGUGGAAAGAGGGAAAGAGUGGGAAGGUUACAGGAUGA
Molecule: messenger RNA, 2682 nt
Organism: Morus notabilis
Lineage: Eukaryota; Viridiplantae; Streptophyta; Magnoliopsida; Rosales; Moraceae
Product: putative disease resistance protein RGA3
Exons: 1
Coding region: 1-2682 (893 amino acids)
Biological process (GO): defense response to other organism
Molecular function (GO): ADP binding; protein binding
Source: RefSeq, a predicted model, not a curated record